CACCCUUCUCUCCAAUAAAAGAAUGGUUUCCAAGGGGGUUUGGUUGGAUGUGUAUACAAUACCACCAUUAAAAUCAGAAUCCGUGUAAUCAUACACCCGAUAGAAGUUCACUCAGCGUUCACUCGGUGUAUGCAACAAUGGAAACACUUCGUGGACCUCAGCUUACAAUGAACGAUGGUGCUACACUGGUGACAGAGGUGGUAUCGGAUGAUGAUUCGCAUCUUUGCCUCUAUAUAUUAUUGCAGGACAUGAUUAAAAUUGGUGACAUGGUUGUUGGGUUUGACAUCGAGUGGGGCUUCAAAGGGACUUCUGCUAGCAGAUCAGGAAGCACGUCUGGCAGAAACACCGAGAAUCAUUCUCAGUCUGACAAGUCAGAGCACCUUCCUAGGAGAGUAGAACAUCACAUUGCCGUGUUGACUUUCUGCACCAAACUUGGCUGCGUCCUAAUAAGGCUCUCUCCUAAUCAUAUCUCGCCAUCUCUAAAACGCUUUCUUUCAAUUAAGGACAUUAUGUUUGUAGGAGUUCAUGUCAAGGAAGAUCUUCAAAGGCUAAGAUGUGUUGACGGUCUGGUGGUUCGGAAUUCGGUGGAGUUGAGUGAACUGGCUGCUAAAAUAUAUGACCAACCUCGAUUCGCUGUUUAUAGUGCAAGGGAAUUGGCUUACAGAAUAGCUUCACUAAAAUCUGACUCAAAACCUCUCAAUGUUUUAUGGUCAAAUUGGUUUGAUCAUACUCUUUGCCCUGAACAGAUUGAGUCUGCAACCAUUGAUGCUUAUGCUACGUACAAGAUUGGCAAAAAGCUUAUGGAAAGCGGCAGUAGCAGUGUCAAGAGGCUGUUCUCAUAAUCUCUACACUUAUGUCCAAUCUCAGCCUUGAGGAAUUGUUGUGUCUGUUUAUUCAAUAAUCCAUGUAAGAGUGAAAAUUGAUUGUGUUCUGUUGUUGUCGUUGUUAAGAGUGAAAAUUGAUUGUGUUCUGUUGUUGUCGUUGUCGUCCUCUGAGUUCAUUGUUAGCCGAUG
This is a messenger RNA of Populus euphratica (Euphrates poplar), 1013 nucleotides long. RefSeq lists its product as uncharacterized. Gene Ontology annotation, biological process: nucleobase-containing compound metabolic process. Bases 138 to 842 code for a protein of 234 amino acids. NCBI's taxonomy places the organism in Eukaryota, Viridiplantae, Streptophyta, Magnoliopsida, Malpighiales, Salicaceae. The record is from RefSeq and is a predicted model, not a curated record. Gene Ontology annotation, molecular function: nucleic acid binding; 3'-5' exonuclease activity. The transcript has 2 exons. Gene Ontology annotation, cellular component: cytoplasm; nucleus.